This is a messenger RNA of Gasterosteus aculeatus aculeatus (three-spined stickleback), 1988 nucleotides long. RefSeq names its product isocitrate dehydrogenase (NAD(+)) 3 catalytic subunit alpha (gene idh3a). Gene Ontology annotation, cellular component: mitochondrion. Lineage: Eukaryota; Metazoa; Chordata; Actinopteri; Perciformes; Gasterosteidae. Gene Ontology annotation, biological process: tricarboxylic acid cycle; isocitrate metabolic process. The record is from RefSeq and is a predicted model, not a curated record. Gene Ontology annotation, molecular function: NAD binding; magnesium ion binding; isocitrate dehydrogenase (NAD+) activity.
CGAGCUUGACUCUGCUGCAUCGACCUUGGCUAGUUGAAGAUGGCAGGGACGGCGUGGAGGUCAGCGAUUCUUAAUCUACUAAAACAGUGGGGUUUGUCGCUCUAUGGCAAGGAUAAAAUCAAGGCUCAGGAAGUUUCACAGGUGGUUGGAGCUCUGAAGAAAGAGUCUCUACAACCCAGGACGUUCACGCGUGGAAUUCAUACUGUUACUUUAAUCCCGGGGGAUGGAAUUGGUCCAGAGAUCUCCACUGCUGUCAUGAAGAUAUUUGAAGUAGCUAAAGCACCUAUUCAGUGGGAGGAGAGAAAUGUUACAGCCAUCCAAGGACCUGGUGGCAAGUGGAUGAUCCCUCCUGAUGCGAAAGAAUCCAUGGACAGGAACAAAAUCGGCCUUAAAGGUCCUUUGAAGACACCUAUAGCGGCUGGCCAUCCCUCCAUGAACCUCCUUCUGAGGAAAACCUUUGACCUCUACGCCAAUGUGCGCCCCUGUGCGUCCAUUGAAGGCUACCAGACCCCCUACACAGAUGUGAACCUGGUCACCAUCAGGGAGAACACUGAGGGAGAAUACAGUGGGAUUGAACAUGUGAUUGUUGAUGGAGUUGUACAGAGUAUUAAACUCAUCACAGAGCAAGCCAGCCAACGCAUCGCCGAGUAUGCAUUUGAAUAUGCCAAAAAUAAUCAGAGGGCCAGUGUUACCGCUGUUCAUAAGGCCAAUAUUAUGCGCAUGUCGGAUGGCCUUUUCCUACGAACAUGCAGAGAGGCUGCUGAAAAGCACAAAGAUGUGAAAUUCAAUGAGAUGUACUUGGAUACUGUGUGCCUAAAUAUGGUACAAGAUCCCUCUCAGUUUGAUGUAUUAGUGAUGCCAAAUUUGUAUGGAGACAUCUUGAGUGAUCUUUGUGCUGGACUAAUUGGAGGUCUUGGAGUGACUCCGAGUGGGAACAUUGGUGCUAAUGGUGUUGCCAUAUUUGAGUCGGUUCACGGAACGGCCCCGGAUAUAGCAGGAAAAGACAUGGCCAACCCCACCGCCUUGCUGCUCAGUGCGGUCAUGAUGCUGCGGCACAUGGGCCUGCACGGCCACGCCCAGAAGAUUGAGACGGCCUGCUUCGACGUCAUUCGAGACAAAAAGGCUCUGACCAAAGACCUGGGAGGAAACUCAAAGUGCUCAGAAUUCACUGAUGCAAUAUGUCAACGAGUGCGGGAGCUGGUUUAAUAAGACCACAAGGUAUUGGUAAGGGUCACUUUAUUUCAUGUCAAGUUGUAUCUUCACGUAACGCACAUUUUAAAACAUGGUUAUGGUUGAAAUGCACUUACUGUAAGUCGCUUUGGAUAAAAGCGUCAGCUAAAUGACAUGUAAUGCAACGUGUAUUUAUGAAAACACUUAACAAAAUCCCAAAGGUUUAUUAUUCCUGUUGCACUUUGAUCACGUUUAUCACCAAAAUAUGUUAGACAUACAAGGAAUUUGACUUGGCGGUUGGUGCAUAACAUCAGACCACACAAUGAACAACAAGACAGAUGAGACAACAUAGUGCAAUAGGAAUUUAAAUUAUUAAAAAAAUAAAGUGUAACUUAUAUGUAAUAUGGUUUUAUUGACCAACUCUUUAAUCUGUGGUGGAUAUUGUCUGUGUAUUUGCGGAAUUACAGCUUUUGUCGUAUGCAAUUAAUUCUUAUUUUGACAUAAAAGAUGCCAUCUGUACCCUCCAUGACUAUAAACACCUAAAAAUGUCAAACCCUUCAAUCGUGGUUAAAUGUAUUUCACAUUCAUUUAUGAAACAAAUGUGUAUUUAAGCUUUAAUAUUUAAAAAAAAUUACGGUUAGCAGUGAACGGAUAUCAUGAAACAGAUAUUUUUGCAAUCAAGUAUUCAUGUCAUACUGUGUUUCUUGCUGCAAGUAUAUUGAAUGUAUAAUGAAAAAAGAAUCACAGUAACAUCAGAAAUGUUUUUGUUUGAUGUUAUGCAAAUGACUUGUGGUUGUCAUAAACCUCAGCUGCUAUGA